ACUUCGCAGCAACCGGACAAGAAAAGACAGAGGGACUGUGCUGGAUCUUGUCGCAGGAAACACGCUACCAAAUUCCCCACAGAAUAUCUCCAGCAAGCCUCCAUGUAGUCAGCUGCUAGAUGAACUCCUGGGCAGUUGGGGGGAUGUGGGAUUCCUAUCUGUGACCCAGAGGCACAUGCUGACCAAUGAUGGCAAAGUUUUACCAGCUGUUACACCCAUCAGCUCCACUGAGAUGACCCCAGGAGAAGUGAAAUGUGGAUGACAUCGUGAGCCAGGGGAAUUCAACAUUUGGGCCAAGAUAUCCUCCAACUGAGCCUCAAAGAAACCUGUUACACAAAAGACACUCACACACCUACUCCUUCUCAAUCAGCCAAUCGCAAUGUCGAUGCCAGGACCACUGUGGGCGUGCUUGGCACUGAUAUGGGUGGGAAGCAGCAGUGCCCAUAGCUUGUUUACCUGCGAGCCAAUCAAAGUACAUCGGUGCUUUGGGAUGCCCUACAACAUGACCUUCUUUCCCAACAUGAUGGAGCACUACGACCAAGAUAUGGCAGCUAGUCAUAUGGAGCCGUUCAUGCCCUUGGCAAACCUGCGCUGCUCUCUUGACGUCCACUACUUCCUGUGCCAAGCCUUUAUCCCAGCAUGCACCGAGGAGAACACAGUGAUUCAUCCAUGCAGAGAGGAGUGUGAGACUGUUCUGUCUGACUGCGAGGAGGAUAUCCGAGUCUUUGGUAUCACCUGGCCUCCUGAGCUACAGUGUGACAAAUUGGAUUCAUGUUUCAAUUCUGGUGGUUCAACACUUCCUGCUACCACCCCAAUGAGCUUCUCAUCAGCUAAGAGGGACCUCGGCUUCUGGUGCCCACUGCAGCUGAAGACCAAACCAGGCCAUGGAUCUUCUUUCUUGGGCGCGCAGGACUGUGCUCCACCGUGCACUAACAUGUACUUCAAACCCCACGACAUUGAAUUUGCCAAGAAUUUCAUUGGUGUGUGCUCCAUCAUCUGCCUGGGCGCCACGCUCUUCACCUUCCUGACUUUCCUCAUCGACGUCAAACGUUUCCGCUACCCAGAGCGCCCCAUAAUCUUCUACGCCGUCUGCUACAGCUUCGUGUCGCUCAUAUAUUUCAUCGGUUUCCUGCUGGGGAACAAUGCAGCCUGUAUGAAAGCAUCUCAUCCUGCCAGUGUGGACACAGUGGUGCUGGGCUCUCAGAGUAAAGGCUGCACUCUGCUUUUCAUGCUGCUCUACUUCUUCUCCAUUGCCGGGAUCGUCUGGUGGGUCAUACUCACUAUCACCUGGUUCCUGGCGGCUGGACCCAAGUGGAGCUGUGAGGCCAUAGAGAAGAAAGCUGUGUGGUUCCACUCUGUUGCCUGGGGGAUCCCCGGAGCACUUACCGUCAUGCUGCUGGCUCUGAACAAGGUUGAAGGGGACAACAUCAGCGGCGUUUGCUUCGUGGGGCUCUACGACCUGGACGCUCUGCGCUACUUUGUUCUGGCGCCUCUGUGUGUGGGCGUCCUAGUCGGUCUCUGCCUUAUCCUGGCCGGCAUCGUUUCUCUCAACCAUGUCCGGCAGGUCAUCCAGCAUGACGAGCGCAACCAGGAGAAGCUGAAGAAGUUCAUGAUCCGCAUCGGUGUGUUCAGCUGCCUCUACCUGGUCCCACUGGUCACCCUGUUAGCCUGCUACACCUACGAACAGAGUCACCGCAGCACCUGGGAGAAUACCUGGAUCAACGACCGGUGUCAAGAGUACAGCAUCCCCUGCUCCUACAAGACAACAGAGCACGACCGCCCAGACCUCUCCCUGUUUCUGGUGAAAUACUUAAUGACGCUGGUGGUUGGAAUAUCUGCAGUGUUCUGGGUUAGCAGUAAAAAAACAUGCUCUGAGUGGGCCUACUUCUUCAACAGGACCCGCAAGAGAGAUCCCAUCAGUGAGAGCCGCCGGGUGCUCCAAGAGUCCUGCGAGUUCUUCCUCAAGCACAACAGCCGCGUCCAGCACAAGAAGAAACACUACAAGCCGAGCUCCCACAAGCUCAAGGUCAUCUCCAAGUCCAUGGGCACGAGCACCGGCGCUGCACCCACCAAUGCCUCCACCGCUGGCAUCGCAAGCAAUACGAGAACCUCUGCGCUGGGCAAUCACGAGCCCCAUGGACGUGGUUCUCUGUCCGAGGCCUCAGCCAGGGAGCACCUGGACAGGGGCACCUCCAGCCGAAGCUCCAGGAGGGCGGAGCGGGAGAGGGAGAGGGAGAGGGAGAGGGAGAGGGAAGGGGGAGAAAGACGUAGCAAAGGGGGGAGCUCCUGUAAGAUGAGCAGCCGCUCUGAGAGCAUGCACAGAGUCCCAGAUGGGAGGAUGACUCCGAGGAGUGAGCUGUCAGAGACAAGGCACGUCCAUAGUGGACAGCAGCAUCCGGCUUUAAACUUAUCGCACAGCAGUAGCAUCCAAGACUCCACCCACCAGUUGGUGCACAAGGUGCCCGAGGAGAGCAAGGACACAAAGGGCAGCACCUGCUGAGACAACUGACCUGCACCAAACAUAUCUGUCCUUCCAUCCGUCCAGCCUUGAACCAACUCAGACAACUUGUGAUGCUGUCUCAUGUAUCUGCUUCAAAUCAUAGCUACCAUUUGUGUCAUAUACAGUUUAUACAUCAGAUUAGGAUUGUACUGCUUAUAUUGUAGCCAGUGAGUAUUCAUUGCCGGCAAACUGUAACAUACCUCGAGUAUUUCUCAUAUGGUAUGUUUGGACCAGAGUCUGAGUUUUACAGCUGUGUCUUUAAGCUUUACUGAGCUUUUAGCCAUUUACUAUAUACCUGAAUGUUUCUGCAGCACAGCUGUGACCCACUUGUACAACUACCAGUGGUCUUUCAUUUGAUAGCAUGCAUUAAAUACUUUAGCUCUACUGUUUUAUUUUUUUAGAUUUGUAUCUCAUUGCCAUAGAAUGCGUACUAGAAAACAAAUGUAAUAUUUAUGUAAAUAUUCUAUUUUUUUGUCAUGAAGUCUUUCACUGGACUAGUCGCUAGUACAAUGAGUUAUGUUAAGUAUGGUCAUGAUAUUGCCAAACAUUCAACACAAGUAAUGCCUAUACGUCCUCCUGUGGUAAACAGUUAUUUGAAUGUCAUCUUGUAAUAUUCAUAGUGUGCUACUGUAUUGUUCCUUUGAAAAAAUGCAAACUUUUAAACUUGAUAGAGUUGAUUUUUUUUUUUAGACCAGUGGUUCUCAGCAAGGUGACAUGGGGUUCCCACAAAAAUGGGGAUUUUUUUCCCACUAUUUUAUUUCUAUAGGGAGUCUAUUUUGAAUAAGAGUGGCUAUUCUGAUGAUAGGUUUUUCUUUCUUAAUGGUUAUCUCCCCAGCUACCUGCAUUUAAUCGCUACAGAGUCCUGGUGUUAAACCAUUCAUAACAACCAAAGUCUUUUCAGAUAGAGGUCCCUGAAGCCAAACCAUAUCAAUUGGGGGAUGGUGACCAUAUGUGUAUCCAUUUAUGGGUCCUUGACACUAGAAACGGGCUGAGAACCACUGUUUUAGACAAUGUGUUUUUCACAUUUUCUUUCAAAGACUACUGUUUGUUUUGUGUUACUACUUGUUUUUGUUGUACACAUUUAUUGCGCACAUCUUCAAAAACCUAUCCUGUGAAAUUGGAUAAAAGUAUAGCUUUAUAGUUUUCUAUAAGAAUGUGCCUUCCUUUGAGUAGUUCCUCAUCUUCAAAGAACUUCAAAGAAUCUACAGAUGUCUUGCAUGUGUGCUGUCGACCUGUGUUCUUGGUCUGAGUGCACACUCAGAUCUAGAAUCAAAUUGGGGG
Messenger RNA from Centropristis striata (black sea bass), 3781 nucleotides. Its product is annotated as frizzled-6-like. Gene Ontology annotation, molecular function: Wnt receptor activity; Wnt-protein binding. Gene Ontology annotation, cellular component: plasma membrane. The record is from RefSeq and is a predicted model, not a curated record. Gene Ontology annotation, biological process: non-canonical Wnt signaling pathway; canonical Wnt signaling pathway. Bases 380 to 2500 code for a protein of 706 amino acids. The transcript has 8 exons. Lineage: Eukaryota; Metazoa; Chordata; Actinopteri; Perciformes; Serranidae.